This is a messenger RNA of Pimephales promelas (fathead minnow), 951 nucleotides long. It is a transcript of the gene gcshb, whose product is annotated as glycine cleavage system protein H (aminomethyl carrier), b. NCBI's taxonomy places the organism in Eukaryota, Metazoa, Chordata, Actinopteri, Cypriniformes, Leuciscidae. Gene Ontology annotation, biological process: glycine decarboxylation via glycine cleavage system; protein lipoylation. Gene Ontology annotation, cellular component: cytoplasm; glycine cleavage complex; mitochondrion. The record is from RefSeq and is a predicted model, not a curated record.
UUUAGCGUGAGCGCGCUUCUCGCCUCUGUCGCGCGCCUCUCGCUCGGUCAAGUGCAUCAGGGCUGGUAUUUCAUGUGUGAAGCCCAGACUCGGUGAAGAUGGCGAUGUGUGCGGCGCUCAGAUGCGUUUCGACAAACUUUUCGGCAGCAUUGCCCCUGCUCUCGAGACCUGCACAUAUCUGGACGUGCCAAAACUCGCUAAGACCAAACAUAUUGAGGACGCUUUACACGAGCUCGCGGCUUUCGGGAGCUCUGAAGUUUACAGACAAACACGAGUGGGUGCGAGUGGAGGGCGGUGUGGGUACAGUGGGCAUCAGCAACUUUGCUCAGGAAGCUUUAGGUGAUGUGGUGUACUGUGGGCUUCCAGAAGUGGGAACAAAGCUUGAACAAAUAGAGGAGUUUGGUGUUUUAGAAAGCGUCAAAGCUGCGAGUGAGCUGUAUUCUCCACUGACCGGAGAGGUGACCGAAAUCAACACAGAUCUGGCUGAUAACCCUGCACUAGUAAAUAAAGCCUGCUACGAAGACGGAUGGUUAAUUAAGAUGACCAUAGAGAAACCUGCAGAACUUGAUGAACUCAUGGAUGAAGCUGCUUAUGAAAAAUUCAUCAAAUCCCUUGAUUCAUAAAGGCUUUCAGACCUUUCUUGAUCAUUUAAGGAUUCACAACGGCUACUUUAUAGUGCUGAUGGUAGAAUGAGUACUAAUAUGAUUCUUUUGAAAUCUAUUUAUUUUGGUUUUGUAAUUUCUUUUUCCACCAAAAUAAUCUUUUGUAAUGUGCCAGUUUAACAAACUUUUGCCGUCAAGAGCCAAAUAUUUCAAAGGGCUUUUGGAUACGGUCUGAGGUGCUUUACAUGGACUCAUGUAUACAAAGAAGAGGGCUGAUUGUCUUAAAUAGUAUGUUUUCCAGUAUAACGUAACAUGACAUGCAAUAAAAUCGGAAAUGUAACAUUUUGGA